AUGCAAAAUAGCCCAAAGCGGGCUAGAGCCAAAAACCAGCGACAAUUCUUCAUUCUUCUCCUUCGAACCAUCACCUCCAUCUCAGACAGCGACAGCCCAUCCCAGAUCAGCCCCAGCACGCAGCAGAAAGCAGCUCCAGUAAGGCUCUCCUCACAGACCUCUCCCUCUCGCAGCUCGUUUUCCGUCCUCUUGCUGCUCGCCUCGAUCCCUUUUUCCGCCUUGCUCUCCCUGCUCUCUCCCCUUGUUGCCAGCUCUUCCAGUCACUGCUCCUUGACCCGAAAACAUAUAAAAAAAGACGAAGAAGAAGAUAACUCAUCCCUCUUUGCCACCAGCCUCCGGUUCUGUCCCCUCGUCGUGUCGUGGACCCCGUCGAGUUUCCUUGGCCGUAUCCCUUGCCCUGUCUGCCUGUUAUCAUUUUUCAGCUUGCUCCAGAAAACUGAUAAGAAGAACCCAUCUUGGGUUGUUGUCUCUACAGAUGGCCGAGAUUCGUCCGUGUUUGCUCGCCAUAUACCUUGGAACAUACAUGCUAAUCUGUGUUCUGCAGCGUUUUCUCGAAGGGCACUUUCCCAGAGGUUAGUUUCUGCUCAAUAUCUGCUACCGCCGAUCCAUCGACCGAGCGUUUCGGACUGUGAUUACAACAUAUCCAAUAUCUUGACUAACCUUGCUUCUCUCCAUCAAAAGGUCUACGUCCCAACUGUCUUCGAGAACUAUGUUGCCGAUGUCGAGGUUGAUGGAAAGCAUGUUGAGCUCGCCCUAUGGGAUACUGCUGGCCAGGAAGAUUAUGACCGUCUUCGCCCACUUUCAUACCCAGACUCCCACGUCAUUCUGAUCUGCUUUGCCAUCGAUUCCCCAGACUCCCUUGACAACGUCCAAGAGAAGCUAACGGUGUUGAAAAAAUACAAACAGUGGAUCUCUGAGGUCCUUCACUUCUGCUCCGGCCACCCUAUCAUUCUCGUUGGAUGCAAGAAGGAUCUUCGACAUGACCAACGAACCAUAGAGGAACUGCACAAGACCUCCCAGAAGCCUGUAACCCCUGAGCAGGGUGAGGAGGUCCGCAAGAAGAUUGGCGCAUACAAGUACCUGGAGUGCUCUGCCCGAACAAACGAGGGUGUCCGCGAAGUUUUCGAGUCAGCCACCCGUGCUGCCCUGCUAUCCAAAGAGAAGACCAAGAAGUCCAAGUGUAGGCUUUUGUAA
Molecule: messenger RNA, 1194 nt
Organism: Trichophyton benhamiae CBS 112371
Lineage: Eukaryota; Fungi; Ascomycota; Eurotiomycetes; Onygenales; Arthrodermataceae
Exons: 6
Coding region: 1-1194 (397 amino acids)
Biological process (GO): small GTPase-mediated signal transduction
Molecular function (GO): GTP binding; GTPase activity
Source: RefSeq, a predicted model, not a curated record